AAUCCGUAUAGAGUAAUGUGUCGUGCGUCUUGAGCUGAGGUGAGCGCUCGUAAGUUACAUAGCUCUAAAACUGAGGUUUCAACGCUACUGGUACUGGUUGGACUAGCAUGACAUCAGAAGACUCGUGAAAGGGAUAACUUCAAUCUAUCAGGUCACUUUUCUAGAUGUAGUGGAAAUCUACCAAAAUCAUGACUCAUCGGUUAGCUCCCUGGUACAGCAUUUCCGUCCUGUUUGUUUGUGGCAUGUCAUUGUUCCUUCAAGCACAAGGCGUGGAUCCCUUUCCUGACGAGAUAAGACGUAUGGAAAGAAGUUUUGGAUCAAGCAAAGUGAAUCCUCCGUCACGACCCAACUCCUACUGGGACGAUCCCUACCGUAGGCCCUAUUUUGAUAAUAGUACCACACGAAACGUCACUGCACCCCUGGGGAAAACGGCUUAUCUUCACUGUCGAAUUCGACAAAUUGGGGACAGAACAGUUUCCUGGGUGCGUCAGAAAGAUCUCCACAUACUGACCGUUGGUCGUUAUACAUACACUAGUGACCAGAGGUUCAAAUCUCUACACCUGGACGACACCGAAGACUGGACGCUCAAGAUUCUAUACACCCAGAAGAAAGAUGCUGGAGUUUACGAGUGUCAAGUCAGCUCUGAACCGAAAAUUAGUCUGCCUAUACGUUUAAACGUUGUUGUUGCCAAGGCAACUAUUCCAGGAGGCCCAAAUAUGUACGUACAGAGCGGUAGUACCAUCAACCUGACGUGUAUCAUCAGCGACAGCAGCGCCCCUCCUGUCUAUGUCUUCUGGUAUCAUAACGGACGUAUGAUCAACUAUGAUUCAAUGAGGGGAGUGCAGGUGAAAACUGAAACUGGUUCUACUACUGUAAGUAGACUGAAUAUUGAAGACGUCAAGACUACAGACUCUGGGAAUUACAGUUGUACACCUUCUUAUGCUGACUCUGACAGUAUCAAAGUUCAUGUGAUUGAUGGAGAAAAGCCUGCCGCCAUGCAUCACGGUGAAACUUCUGCUUCUGCUGUACACGUCUGUUUCCAGCCCAUCUUGGUGCUCGUGUUAAUAGUAUUUGUGCAUCGCGUUUUGAAUGACGUCAUACCCAGAUAGCUUUGUUCUAUGUUGACGAUGGUCUCGGGGUCAUACUGGCUAAUGACUUGUUUUACUGAUAACGUGUCUAAAGACUUAACCCGAGUUGUCCUUUUAUCAACAUGAAUACGGUGUCACUGACCAGGACUAGGACACGUGCAUCCGAUGAGUCUUCUACAUAGCUUUUGUCAUCAUCUUCUUCAGUAAACUGAAUAUAGUUCAGUGUGUUGCAUUCUGUCUGAUGUAAGACGGAAAACGAGAAACUUGUGAACAUUGGUCACUUUUAUGUUCUUACCGUGCUGUAAGAUUGCAAAUAUCAAGGUUACCAAAAAUGUAAAAAUAAACACAAAAAACAAAUAUCUUAAAAUAUCUUUUAAAUUUACACAGUGUUGGAUUUGUAGUUAUGGAUACAACCCGUUACCGCUUUGUUGAAUUGGGCCCAGUGUACAUUUCUAACCCACAACUUUGAAUGCUCAACGACCUUGAUAAAGAAAGGAGUACACAAACCUAAAAAUAAUUAGUGGCUGAAAUUUGAAAAACAAACACGAAAAAAAAAACGGUCAACUAAUCUAUAAGUGUAUUAUUUUGUCACCUCUUUGUGUCAUUCCUUCACCUGUAGUACUUUUAAAAGAACAGAAAUAAUAAAUUCUGGUGCUUCUGUUGAUUGUAAGUGUUAACUGUAA
Molecule: messenger RNA, 1771 nt
Organism: Limulus polyphemus (Atlantic horseshoe crab)
Lineage: Eukaryota; Metazoa; Arthropoda; Merostomata; Xiphosura; Limulidae
Product: lachesin-like
Exons: 5
Coding region: 189-1109 (306 amino acids)
Biological process (GO): synapse organization
Cellular component (GO): neuron projection membrane
Source: RefSeq, a predicted model, not a curated record